GUGUCCGUCGUAGGGGCACUGUUGUGUUGCCGCCAAAUUAUUAUACAAUUUUUACCAAAAAAAAAAAAACGCUUCCCCCUAAAUUUAGCAUUUUGUCAGUGUUUUUUUAUUUUCUCGUGUUGUGCUGGUUUUUUUUUCUUUCAAAAAAGAAAAAAAACCUAUUUAUAAUUUCAUUUCAAUGCAAAAAGUAAAUGAUAAAUGUUAAUCCGCAUUAACAUUUUAAUUUGCGGACUUAUUUUUUCAUUUUCACACAUUUAUUGAUAGCAGGAAUGCCAAAUAUUUGUUUCCUGUGUGCCAGUGACGAAGGAAUUUUCCUCGACAUAUCGGAGGACAAAACCUUUUUCAACAAAAUUGAAACAUGCUUAUCAUUAAAGGCUUCUAAGGACGAUGCUCUAUCGACCAAGAUUUGCCAUAAAUGCGCAUACGAGGUUGAUAAAUGUUACGAUUUUGUACAUAAAUAUAAAGAUUCACGUAAAGAGUUAGAGAAAAGUUACAAGAAAAGAAAAUCGAAUUGCUUCUUUUGUCAGGAAGCAGCGAGAAAGGGUUAUUUUUUUAAUUUAAAAAAAACUAAUCAACUCAACGACGCUUUUGAUAAAAUUUAUUAUCUCUUUGAUGAGUUGAGUGAUGAGACAGACAUUUUUAUCUGUUUAGUCUGCCGUUAUUCGAUUGAUCUACUUUUUGAUCUUCAAACUGUAUCCGAGGAAGUUUCGGAGAAAUUACACAAAGUUAUCGACGAAGGAAUUCGAGUUGAUAAAUUAACAAAGACAAAAACAACAAUUGUACGUCGCAAAACGACACGCGUGAGAAGUCCAAGAAUUGGAUUACAAACAAUUUCCGACACGGAGAGUGAUUCAAGUAUAAUGGCGCGUAAUUCAAGAAAGAUACAAACAACAGAAACUGGUAAAAUGGAGAAAAAAAUACGAAAUCGUUUUUGCGAUGAAUGCCAGUCGGAAACGGAAAAAGGCGUCGAUAUGUUUCGUAUUCAUCGUACAGGACGAACUGUAUGUAAAACAUGUUGGAUAACAAUGGAUCCAGAAAAAAUAAUUGAACGCAAUAAACGUAAAAGAAAUUCAAAUGAUGCCGAUAUUGUAUCGUGUAAAGUAUUUCUUAAAGAUGUUUUACAUAAUUCAAAUAAAAGUAAACCAAAACCAUUAAGAAUGACAAAACAUGAUAAAAAUGAUAAAGACAACAAAAGUCAAAUAAAUUAUAAUCGAAAUAAUGACGAAAGUUCAAGUAGCAGUAGUAGUAAUAAUAAUAAUAAUAAUAGUAGUAGUAGUAGCAACAGCAAUCGAUCUAGUACAAAAACAAAGGCACAACUUAAAGAAUUACCCGAAAUUAAAGAGACAACAAAUGUUCGUUUACCAUCGAGACGAUUGCAAAAUAAAUUACCACCAAAAAAACAACAACGUAGAGAAAUUAUUGACAUAUCGAGUGAUGAGGAUGAAAAAAUUACAAAACGAGGGAGAAAAAUAAUAAAAUCGAAAAAAAUGGAAGCAAUUGAAGAGGCAAAGAAGGAAAUGAAAAAAAAGGAAACUAAAAAAUUCAAGAAAGAAAUAAAAGAAAAGAAAGAAAAAAAAGAAGUGGAAGAAGAAGAAGAAGACGAAGAAGAAGAAGAAGAGAAACCAAGAGAAGUAAGAUCGCAGAGAAUUCGCAAAAGAUUGGAAUCAAAUGAGAAAACAACACAAAAGAAAGGAAUUGAUAAUCAAAAAACAAAAAGAGAUCGUAGCAGUUCUGUUGAAUCAAUUGCAAGUAGUACACGUUCAAGAUCAACAAAAUCCGUUGAAAUUGAAUUACCAACGAAACGAAAUGCAAGAAAACGAAAUGAUUCGAUAACAUCGGUGAGUUCAACAGCAAGUUCACGAAGAGGAACAACGCGAACUAAAAAAAUUAGUGAAUUUAAAAGUCCGCCGAAAGUUAAGAAAUCAAUGGCUAAACGAUCAAAGCCAUUUAAGGAAGUUGAAAUAGUAAAAGAAAAGGAAAUUGAAAAAGAAGAGGAAAUUGAAAUAGAAAAAGAGGAAAUAGAAAUAGAAAAAGAAGAAAUAGAAAUAGAAAAAGAGGAAUUAGAAAAAGAAACAGAGGAAUUAGAGAAAGAAAUAGAAGAAAAAGAAAAACGACCCCUUACGUGCGCGGCCUGUAAUACAAUAUUUGAAUUAUCCGAGGAUUAUUUUAAACAUCAAAGAAUACAUUUAAAAAAUUUUGACAUUAAACUCGAUCGAGUUCAGAUUGAAAAAAAAAUUAUAAUUUCCGAAAUGAAAGAGCAAAAAAAUGACGAAUCGGAGGAUUAUGAAGUGAAAAAUUCCGAUUCAGGCAAUAGUUCCGAUAAAAACACUGAGGAUGAUAAAAUUGAAUUAUCAUUGGAGAAUAAGGAAAGUGACACGACAAAAAAAUCAAAAACAAAGGGAAGAAAAACUAAAGUUCGUGGUAAAAUUAUAAAGAAUGAGGAAAAAAUUGCCGAUAAUUCUUCUGUAGAAAAUCUUGCCUCAUCUAGUGAAAAAGAAAUAGAAGAAAAUUCAAAAAUCGAAGAAACGAAAAAUCAAGAAGAAAUAUCGAAAAAUGAAGAACAGGAAAAUUUGCAACAAUCGGAAACUGAAAUUCGUGUUCCUGAUGAUGGUUUCGUUAUUCUUGAUACAAGUACCGAAGAUCCAGAAACAAGAAUUAUUCCAAGUUCCAUUUCCAAUUCCGAGGAACAAAAUUCCGAAGAAACUGAAAUUGAGACGAUAAAUCACGAAAUUCCUAAGGAAGAUGAGAAAAAAGAUGAAAUUCCAGAGGAAAAUAACGAAGAAGAAAAAGAAGAGGAGAAAAAAUCGCCGAAGAUGAAAUCACUAUCGCCAAGAGUGGGAAAAAGAAAAUCGCCAGGAAAAGGGGAAUCAAAAGACAGUUCACACGAUGCAAUAUUGUCGGAUGAUGAAACAAUCGAGAAAUCGCCAUUGAAAAAUCGUUCGCCACGGAAAAAUAAAUCGCCAAUUAAAAAUAAAUCACCUUCAAAGGAUGAUAAAUCAAAAAUUGAAUCACCGAAACUUAAAUCAAGAAAUAAUUCAACGGAUAAUUACGAAGAAGAAAGAAAAGAAGAAGAAGAAGAAGAAGAAGCAACUUCAGUGGAUAAUGAAACGGUAUUAGUGGAAGAUAAAGAAACGACAAAAGAAGAAAGUAAAAUAGAAUUGGAAAAUACGGAAAAUACAGAAAAUUUGAAAAGCGCAGCAGAAGUAGAAAAUACAGAAAAUAUCGAAGAAAAUAUAGAAACAAAAAUACAAGAUGAAAAAGAAUUAUCAGAUUCUGCAAAUGUAUCCGAAGAUAAAGAGAUAAAUUCCACGGACAAUGAAUCUUUAAAUUCACAAAAAAUUGUAUCGUCGAAUCAAUUGUCAUCACCGCAAAAGGAUAAAUCAUCUAAACGUAAAUUGCGAAGAGAUUCAAAAGAAUCACCGCAAAAACGACGAAGAGAAUCAAAAAAUGAUGAAACUAAUGAGGAUGAAAAUUCACAGGAGGAAAAUGAAAAUCUCGAGGAAUUAUUGCAAAGAGAAGAAUUACAAGUGAUUGAUGAAGUUGCAGAAUCAGUGAGUUCAAUAGCCGAUGAGGAACAAAAAACAAAAAAAGAUGAUGAAGAAACUGAAAAAUCAAUUGAAGACGAUAGUCAAGAUUUUACUGUUGCCUAUACUGGAAGUUCACAAGAGAGUCUUGAAAUUACAACAUUAAAUGCCGAGGAUUUAGAAACAUCAUCAUUGCCUGCUAUUUCGACAAAUGAGGAAUUAUCACGACAUUCGACAUCAAUACAAGAUGAUAAAGAAGAAAAAAAAGUGGAAGAAAUCACAGAAAUGGAAAAUAAUAGUGAAAUCAUUGAAUUUUCGACAAUUAAUAAUCCAACAAUUAACGAUCAACAAACAUCAUUGCCACAGGAAAUUGAACAAGUUGUACAAAAUGGUCUCGAGGAAAUUUCCAAUCAAAUUCCAGUUGAAAUUAUUCAUAAUGAAGAUGAUAAAAAUGAAAAUAAUGAUGUUAAUAAAAUAACAGAGGAAAAUCAAGAGGAAACAAAAGCAGUUGAUACAGUUAGUGAAGUAUUACAAGAAUGUUUUGAUAUUGCAACAAAACAAAAGGAUAUUGAGAAAAAUGUAUUUUUCAAUCAUCCUCAACAAGUGAAUAUUGAGGAUAUUUCAAAUGAUGCAUUAAAUGGCAGUGAUAUGCCAUCAUUGGAAACCGAUGGAUCGGAAGACACUAAUUUGUGAGUUAAAUAAAAAAAAAGAGUGAAAAUUGCAUUUUAAUUGUCUGGACAAUGUAUAUUUUUUUUUAAAUCGUAUCCUUUUAAAAAAAUUGGUGAGAUUUUUUUUUUUCCUUGAAAUAAGUGACAAAAAGAAUAUGAAAGGUAUGAAAGAUUGCUAUAUAUAUAUAUAAAUAUAUUUAUGUUGAAUCUAAAACAAAACGAACAUAAAAAAAAUGAUUUAAUUGAAAUAUUAUUAUAAUUUUAGUUUCGGUAAAUUACAAAUUAUAAUUGUUUUUAUAUAAAUUGGAAAAAGAAAAAAUAUAGAGGAAUAUAUUGUAAAAGUAUAAUUGUAGUUUUAUUAAAACGAUAAUAAUUUGUAAAUUUAAAAUUAAAUUUACAAAAAUAUUUUUUUAUUUCUUAACUUAAAAUAUAUGUAAAGUGACUAUUUUGACUUUAAAAUAAUUUUCAUAUAAUUUCUUAACUUAAAAUAUAUGUAAAGUAAAUAUUUUGACUUUAAAGUAAUUUUCAUAUAAUUUAUAAGAAAAUAAUAAAUUUUUUGAUGAAAUAAAAUUUUAACGAAGCCUUUUAUGGAUUUAAUUAUUGUUCUAUUGUAAUUAGAUGUAAAAAUUUAUUAAGUUAAUUUAUUUCUCCAUUGAAUUGAUUAGUUUUUUUUUUUUUUUUUUUGGUUCUGUUUAUUAGUAAUUAAUUAUAAACCAAUUUUUGUUAUUACAAUUACAAAAAAAAUUAUUGAAAAUUACAAAUUUAAUUAAUCAUCAAGGAAGCAAUUAUUCCAAUAAUAAUAAUAAUAAUAAUAAUAAUUAUUAUUAUUAUUACUAAUAUGGAAAUUAAUUCAGAAUCAGUUAUUUUAUAUGAAAAAAAUAUAAUUAAAAUUUUCAAUUUAAAUUAUUUAAAAUAAUUUCUAAAUUUUGAAGAAUAAUUUUGUAAAGGAGAAAAAAAUUAAAUUUUGUAAAAAAAAAUUUAAUUCAAUGCAUAAUAUAUUAAAUGUCAAUUUUUAAUAUUAAAAGUAAUUAUAAUUUGUAAUUUUUAAUACUAAAAAAAAUUAUUAUAAUUUAUAAUUUAUUUAAUUAAAUCAUAAUGUAAAAUUAAAGUAACUUUUUAAGAUUUGAAUUUUGUUUUUAUUGUUGUUGUUGGUGCAGAAAUAAAAAAAAAAUAAAAUAAAAUAAAAAAAAUGAUUAAAAUUAAUUCAGUGAUAAUUAACUAAUAUUUUUAAUGAAUCUUCAAUUUUUUUUAUUUUAUACCUACGAUUAUUUUUCGAUGUAUAUAGCAAUCUAAAAAAAAAAAAAAAAAAAUCAACGCAUCUCUCUCGAAUUUUUGGAUAUUAUAAUAAUUUUUUUUUAUUAAUAUUAUUAUCUAUGUUAUUAUUAUUAUUAUAAUUAUGAUUAAUAUUAUUACUAUUAUUACCUAUGUUAUUAUUAUUAUUAUUAUUAUUAUUAUUAUUAUUAUUAUUAUUAUUAUUAUUAUUAUUAUUAUAACUAUUUUUAUUAUAAUUAUUAUUAGGUAUAUAUCAUUAUUUCUAUAAUUUGAAUAUAGAAUGCAUGAUAAAAAGAAAAAAUGUGAUGAGAAAAGAAAAAAAAUUUUCAAAAAUCUUUUUUUUGAAAAAAUUAUCCCUAAAGUGAAAAGAAAGCGAGAGAGAUAAAUAAAAAUAUAUAGUUUGAGUGUAAUUUUUGCAGUACAAAAUAAUGUACGAAUAUUGAAAAUUGAAUGUAAUAAAAAAAAAAAAAAAAAAAAAA
Messenger RNA from Leptopilina boulardi, 5943 nucleotides. Its product is annotated as myb-like protein X. Bases 270 to 4217 code for a protein of 1315 amino acids. NCBI's taxonomy places the organism in Eukaryota, Metazoa, Arthropoda, Insecta, Hymenoptera, Figitidae. Gene Ontology annotation, molecular function: zinc ion binding. Gene Ontology annotation, cellular component: nucleus. The transcript has 4 exons. The record is from RefSeq and is a predicted model, not a curated record.